Molecule: messenger RNA, 1031 nt
Organism: Paramecium octaurelia
Lineage: Eukaryota; Ciliophora; Oligohymenophorea; Peniculida; Parameciidae
Source: the annotation of a GenBank genome assembly
AUGUUAUUCUAAAUAUUACUAAUACUGUUGGGAUUGCUUAUCUGUUGGUUUUUGAUCAAGCCUUUGAUCAUUAUGAUAAAAUUGAAAUUAUAAUUUGGGUCAACUUGUAAAAUAUCGUUUGGAAUUUUUGGAAUUUUGGGAUUGAGUAGCACAGCUAUUAUUGAGAAGAUGAAGAAAAAAUCAAUACCUAAAACUGUGAAGUUUAUUGUGCAUAAUUAUGCUUCAACUGUUUAAAUCUUAAUAAUUGAUCCUGAAUAUUAUCAAUUUAUGCUAAACAAUCACGAAAACUAUUCUUAAAUUAAUGAAUUAAACACAAGGUAAAUACAAUUUUAUUAUUUAGUCAAUUAUUGGAUGAAGGUAUUAUGUUUCAAUAAGGACAAAAGUGGAAAUAAUAACGUGAAUUGUUGAUUUAAUAUUUUGAUCUUGAAAAACUUAAAAGGAAUUUACCUACUAUAAAUGAGAUUAUUCAAAAAAAUAUUAAAUAAUACGAUUAAUAGAAUGAUAAAAUUCAGACAACUUUAUUGAAAAUAAUAAGUGAUAUUCUCAUUUAAUGCUUUUUUGGAUAAGAUGCGAAUAAAUUAUUGAUUAAUAAAAAAUGCAUCGGGUUAGAAACCAUUGAUUUGUUUGAAGCAUUAUCGAAAUUGAGUAGAAAACCAUAUUAAUUAUGCAAAAACAUUCUUUUUGGAGUCUAAGCAUUAAAAAUGUUUCCUAACUCAGAGGAAUAAAUCAUUCAAACAAAANUUUAAAUGAGUACUUUAAUAAAUAGGCAAUCUAUAUUAUUUCGAUAUGAUGCACCAAACCUUAUGUAGAUAUCUUAAAUUAUAGAUUAUAUAUGUUAGAGUAGUGACUUUGCGUAUUAUUAAUUGCCUUUGUUAUUAUUUUGUAUAAUAAAAAUUGUUAUAAUAAUGGUAGUUUUUUUUAAGAAUUUAAAAUCAUAGGAUUUAUUUAGAAAUAAUAGUAAUUUGUGUGAGUAUGAUCUACAAAAAUCCUAAAAUUUAUUGCCAAUUAAAAAGACCAGAAUUUUAGUAUGA